Molecule: messenger RNA, 1067 nt
Organism: Helianthus annuus (common sunflower)
Lineage: Eukaryota; Viridiplantae; Streptophyta; Magnoliopsida; Asterales; Asteraceae
Product: E3 ubiquitin-protein ligase AIRP2
Exons: 5
Coding region: 263-958 (231 amino acids)
Biological process (GO): protein ubiquitination
Molecular function (GO): ubiquitin protein ligase activity
Source: RefSeq, a predicted model, not a curated record
AAAAAGAAAGAAAAAAAUAGAAACAGUGUAAAGUUGUGUGUACGAAAUAAGAAUCGUAACUCGUAGCAGAGUGAACAUAUCUUUCCUAGAAAAAAGUGGAUUUAUCGAAAUCAGUAAUUUGGGAUUUUCAAUGUCUAUCGAAAUCCGCGUUUGAAUACCCUCAAAAGGGUGUCUUUCUUUUCCCAAAUUCCACUGCUAAAUUCUCGGGUGUUUCAUCAUCAUUCAUCAUGGGGUUUUAGCUCUGUUUUUCCUUCACAAAAUUAUGGGCAAAAAAUACAAAGAUUCACUUAAAACACUCGAAGCCGAUAUUCAACACGCCAAUACCCAGGCAGUAAAUUCAGUUAAGGAUGAUGACGGAUCUUAUCUUCAAUUAAGAGUGUAUUUUAGUCCAGCUGCAGCUUUGUUCUGUUAUUUGUUCCCAUGGGUUGAUUGUAGGAUUGCUGGAGCCCUUGGUUUGAUUCAUGUUUUCAUUUAUAUGAUAUGUGCUAAUGGGAAAAAUACUAUGCAUGUUCAUGAAAGAAAAGCAAGCAUAAGGCAGUUUUAUGGUGUUGUGUUUCCCUCAAUAAUGCAACUUCAAAGUGGGAUUACUGAUUUGGAGGAGCGAAAACAGAAGGAGACGUUGUUGGCGAGCUACUCACGAAAGGACGAUUUUGAGAAGGAAAAAUUAUCGGAUGCUGAUGUGGAAAGAGAGGCCGAAUGCGGGAUUUGUAUGGAGAUUAAUAGCAAAGUGGUGUUGCCCAAUUGUAACCAUUCAUUAUGCUUGAAGUGCUAUCGCGAUUGGCAUGCGAGAUCGCGUUCAUGCCCUUUUUGUAGGGAAAGUUUGAAAGGAGUGAAGUUAACCGAUCUAUGGAUUUAUAUCGAAGAGCGUGACACAAUUGAUCUAUCAAUAAUCUUGAAGGAAAACACAAAGAGAUUGUUCAUGUACAUAGAGAAAUUGCCUUUUGUUUUGAAUUCCUAAAGAUUAAUAGAAUAGGUUUGUACAUAUUUGCAAAUUUAUAGCUGUAAUUCCUGCUGGCUUUAGCCUGAAUUCUGCUAUUCUAUAUAUCUACAUAUUAUUGGAUUCUAAA